UCGAACCUUCCGCUUCUUUGAUUGAAUCAACGUACAAAUAUGCCCCUCCAACUUCAAGACUUUUCUCUCUUUUAUUUAAACAAAACUCUGUUUCACUUUAUGUUCUUUCAAGUCCAUAUAGCCUGCCAUCCUUCAGUAACUUAAUUCACAAGUUUGUUUUUUGUUCUUCUCUUGAAUUUUAGAGCUUAGCUUAUAGGGUUUUAGAAGAAAAAGAAGAAGAAAUAUUAACAUGACGACGAUGGAGAGUUUAAUUGGUUUGGUGAAUAGAAUUCAGAUGGCAUGUACUGCUCUUGGUGAUUAUGGCGGUGCUAAUAACUCUUUCUCUUCUCUUUGGGAUGAACUUCCCUCUGUUGCUGUCGUUGGUGGUCAGAGUUCAGGAAAGUCAUCUGUGUUGGAAAGUAUAGUUGGCAGAGAUUUUCUUCCACGAGGAUCAGGGAUUGUUACAAGGAGACCCUUAGUAUUGCAGCUUCACAAGACGGAUGAAGGGCAGCAAGAAUAUGCAGAAUUCGGUCACCUCCCAAGAAGACGGUUUACAGAUUUUUCACUUGUACGGAAGGAGAUUCAGGAUGAAACUGACAGAAUAACAGGGAAAACAAAGCAGAUUUCUCCUGUUCCUAUCCACUUGAGCAUAUACUCCCCAAAUGUGGUCAAUUUAACACUGAUCGAUUUACCUGGCUUGACCAAAGUUGCUGUUGAGGAGCAGCCUGAGAAUGUUGUCAAAGACAUUGAAGACAUGGUUCGAUCUUUUGUUGAGAAGCCCAACUGCAUCAUUCUAGCAAUUUCUCCUGCCAACCAGGAUAUUGCCACGUCAGAUGCUAUAAAACUUUCAAGGGAAGUAGAUCCCACAGGUGAACGGACAUUUGGCGUGUUGACUAAGCUUGAUUUGAUGGAUAAAGGGACUAAUGCUUUAGAUGUGCUUGAAGGAAGGGCUUAUCGCUUGCAACAUCCUUGGGUUGGAAUUGUGAAUCGUUCACAAGCUGAUAUAAAUAAAAAUGUUGACAUGAUCUAUGCAAGAAGUAAGGAGCGUGAAUAUUUUGCAAGCAGUCCUGACUACGGGCAUCUGGCUAGCAAGAUGGGUUCAGAAUAUCUUGCAAAACUUCUGUCAAAGCACUUGGAGUCUGUAAUUAGAGCUAAAAUACCAGGCAUCACUUCGGUUAUCAAUAAAAGCAUAGACGAACUUGAAUCUGAGAUGGACCAUCUUGGGAGGCCUAUUUCUGUUGAUGCUGGGGCACAAUUGUAUACUAUCUUGGAACUUUGCCGUGCUUUUGACAAGAUAUUUAAGGAGCAUCUUGAUGGAGGCCGUCCGGGAGGUGAUCGAAUUUAUGGAGUUUUUGACAAUCAGCUUCCUGCUGCUUUAAGAAAACUCCCAUUUGACCGGCAUCUUUCAAUACAAAACGUGAGAAAAAUCGUUUCUGAGGCAGAUGGAUAUCAGCCACACUUGAUUGCACCUGAGCAAGGUUAUAGACGGCUUAUUGAGGGAGCACUAAAUUAUUUUAUAGGGCCAGCUGAAGCCUCUGUAGAUGCUGUUCACUUUGUCUUAAAGGAACUUGUGAGGAAAUCAAUCGGAGAAUGUCAGGAGUUGAAGAGGUUUCCUAGUCUGCAAUCUGCAAUAGCUGCAGCGUCAUAUCAAGCCUUGGAGAAGUUUCGUGAAGAAGGUAGAAAGACAGUCUUAAGACUUGUAGACAUGGAAUCUUCCUACUUGACAGUAGAUUUCUUUAGAAAACUUCCUCAGGAAGUGGAGAAAGGGGGAAAUCCGGCAGCUACUAAAGGGGGGAAUCCAGCAGCUACUCCUGCUGUGGACCGGUAUGCAGAGGGUCACUUUAGGAGGAUUGGGUCAAACGUAUCAUCUUAUGUAAAUAUGGUGACCGAUACGCUGAGAAACACUAUCCCCAAAGCAGUGGUUUAUUGCCAAGUUAAGGAGGCCAAACAAUCUUUACUAAAUCACUUCUACACUCAAAUUGGGAAGAGAGAGGGCAAGGACCUGGCAGAAUUGUUAGAUGAAGACCCAGCUUUGAUGGGGAAAAGGGAGCAAUGUGCCAAGAGGCUUGAACUAUACAAAAAGGCAAGAGAUGAAAUUGAUUCUGUAUCAUGGGUUCGAUGAGAUUUGACAGACGAGACAUUUCUUGUAUGAUAGCGCAACUCAUGGUAUGAGUGAAUCCAGUAGUCAUAAUCUGAUAGCAUAUAUUUUUUGAUUGUAAUAGACUUUAUCAUCAUAGUAUUAGUAUGAUCAAUGCUUAAUGACAUGUCUCUAUUAAAUGAA
Molecule: messenger RNA, 2260 nt
Organism: Lycium ferocissimum
Lineage: Eukaryota; Viridiplantae; Streptophyta; Magnoliopsida; Solanales; Solanaceae
Product: phragmoplastin DRP1E-like
Exons: 15
Coding region: 230-2101 (623 amino acids)
Cellular component (GO): microtubule; cytoplasm; membrane
Molecular function (GO): GTPase activity; microtubule binding; GTP binding
Source: RefSeq, a predicted model, not a curated record